AUGUCUAGAGAGCGAACAUCUGUUUCGUCUACAAGCGGCGCAGAAGAUGAAGACAUUGAUUCGACGACACCUCUGACGAGUACACCACCAUCCGAAUGUGGGCUCAACGACCCAUCAACCGAUGUGUUAGCGGGGAGCACUUCAAAAGCUUCGACCGUCCCAGAGCUCUAUUCGGAGAACAUCAUCGCGAAAGCGUUUCGAACCGCACAGGUCGCCAUUGGAGCCCUGCCAUUCGCGUUCCCUGAAAUCGUGCCUCAAGAUGCCCAAGCAGACGGAGCCUACAGCUUGCGCGAAGCUGAUUUCUGGACAUGUGGAUUCUUCCCCGGGACCCUGUACCUUCUCCUUGAGCGUUUGGUCAGAUUUCCACAGAGUGUACAGCUCCACGAUGCGCAGAUCCAACGUCAGGCUUUGCGAAGUCAGCUCACCACUCUAUGUCGCUCAUGGACCGAGCCUAUAUACGGUAUGAAGAACCGCACCGAUACUCACGAUAUCGGCUUUAUCGUCAUGCCGGCACUGCGAUUAGACUGGGAGCUCUUUGGAAAUGCGCGGAGCUUGGACUCAAUCGUAGAAGCAGCGCACAGUCUCGCGACGAGAUACGAGCCAUCUGCUCAAGCCAUCAGAAGUUGGGACUUGUUGAAGAAGAAAGACAUUGAGAUUCUGGACCAGACUGAAAACAUGAUUGUCAUCAUCGACAGCAUGUGCAAUCUGGACCUUAUGUACUAUGCAGCCCAUCAUGCGCAGGAACCAAGGCUCGCGGAUAUGGCAACGGCUCAUGCAACCACGCUCCUGCGAUCGCAUCUGCGCCCGGAACCUGAUGUGUCAUCGUCCAAAGACGCGUACAACGGGCAGUGGUACUCGACAUGUCACGUAGCGAAUAUCGACCCAAGAACAGGGUGCUUGAAGCGUCAACUGUCCGCCCAAGGCUACGCACAUGAGUCAACAUGGUCCCGCGGGCAAGCCUGGGGUAUUCUCGGGUAUGCCGAAACGUAUAUGUGGACCAAAAAUCUUUCGUUCUUGGAGGCAUGCUGCGGGCUCGCAGAGUACUUCUUAUAUCGACUAGAGACAGCGCCUUCUUGUGUUGGUACCAGAGGCCGUCAUGUUCCUUUGUGGGAUUUUGAUGCGCCCAUUGAGGACGAGAGCAACCCACUGCGUGAUUCAUCGGCCGGCGUCAUAGCAGCCAAUGGUAUGCUCAUUCUAUCACAAGCAUUAACAUCGAUCGACCGACCGGCACUAUCCUUGCGAUAUCGUAAUGCAGCGCUCAGGAUUGUGCAAGACACUUUGGAUUUCGCUCUAGCUCGCGAGAAAGCACGGCUCGUAUCUGCACCGUAUCAAUACGUGCGAGCAGAGGAGAGUCAGCCUGGUGUGCGAUUCGAUGGCAUGCUGAAAUUCGGCACAGCGAACAACAACAGCCAAGCCAGGAAACGCUACGCAAACCAUGGCCUUGUGUAUGGUGACUAUUAUCUGGUCGAGUUCGGGAACCGGUUGCUUCGAAUGGGAUUGCAUUGA
Boeremia exigua is the source of this 1506-nucleotide messenger RNA. RefSeq names its product Six-hairpin glycosidase-like protein. The record is from RefSeq and is a predicted model, not a curated record. NCBI's taxonomy places the organism in Eukaryota, Fungi, Ascomycota, Dothideomycetes, Pleosporales, Didymellaceae. Gene Ontology annotation, biological process: polysaccharide catabolic process. The coding region runs from base 1 to 1506 and encodes 501 amino acids. Gene Ontology annotation, molecular function: chondroitin hydrolase activity. The transcript has a single exon.